UUUGGUGUGAAUGUAAAUGACUAGCGCUUUCCUGUCGCACGGAAGGCGGCGAGCACCGGAAAUGGCGGAAUACGUUGCACUGAGAGGAGGCGGAGGGGAAGAAGCGGAUCCAGUGGAGGUCAAAGCAAAAGGACGUCGUAUCGCUUCACUCGAUGUUUUUCGCGGCCUGUCUAUUGCUCUUAUGAUCUUUGUCGAUUAUGCUGGUCCUGUUUUUCCUGUUGUUGCUCAUUCUCCAUGGCAUGGUGUACGAUUGGCUGAUUUUGUGACACCAUUUUUUCUGUUUAUUGCUGGGAUAUCUCUUUCACUUGUAUACAAGAAAACAUCAAACAAACUACAGGCAACACAGCAAGCAACGCUGAGGGCACUAAAGCUUUUUCUUCUUGGUGUCCUUCUGCAGGGCGGCUACUUUCAUGGAGUAAAUUCCUUAUCAUUUGGUAUUGAUAUUGAAAAGAUCCGUUGGUCUGGCAUUUUACAGCUGCCUCUCCUCCAUUGCAUUCUGCUCAAUGAAAGACACUACCCAACUCGUCUGACAAACUGGAAGCAUGUGUCCAAAACCAUGACACUUGAAGCAUUUCUGGCUGGGACUGUCUUAAACAUGCUAUUCUUCCCAGGCUUCUUCUCACUCAGAGUGGAGCUGUCCUGCCCCUUACUAGCUCUUCCACUCCUUGAGGCGUGCUCUUCCAGAGAUCUCCCAUUGUUGGUGGUUGGCUGUCUGAUUGGCUUCCAGAGAUCUCCCAUUGUUGGUGGUUGCUCGCUUUGCUUCUAUUGUUUCUCCACUUUUAGUGCUAAGGUCUGCAUGUUCCUCAGUGUCUAA
Messenger RNA from Phalaenopsis equestris, 814 nucleotides. RefSeq names its product heparan-alpha-glucosaminide N-acetyltransferase-like. The record is from RefSeq and is a predicted model, not a curated record. NCBI's taxonomy places the organism in Eukaryota, Viridiplantae, Streptophyta, Magnoliopsida, Asparagales, Orchidaceae. Bases 17 to 814 code for a protein of 265 amino acids. The transcript has 5 exons.